GUCUUGAUUAUAAUUUCUUUUUCAUCUUUGUGCCUCUUUUUGCCCAAAAGUUAUCAUUGUUUUAUCGAAUUUUUGUUGUUGUUGUAAUUAAUAAUGUUGUUAAAUUAUAUUCUUGUUUAGUCAACAAGUGUAAACAGGACUUUCUCUCAAAAGAUGGAUUUUCGCUUCAACUUUGGCUCCACAACAGAUACUACCAUGUCUAAUAUAAAGCAGUUGAAAAAUGCCAGCGAAAGAAAAGCUGUGAGACACGUAUUUAAUCCGAACUUUACAAACAAAUGGAAACAUCCCUUCAAAGAAUACACCCUCGACGGUAAAGCCAUGUAUUACAUAGAUCCCGAUGAAGUAAGCAAAGAAAUACAGUCAGAAGGAGACCUAGAAUGUCUCUCCUCUUCUGACCUUCAAUCAGGUGAAUAUGAAGGUGGUUUGAAAGUAUGGGAAUGUACGUUUGAUUUACUUAUUUAUUUGAACAACAAUGCAGAACUGCUAAAAGGUAAACGUGUGUUGGAUCUUGGAUGCGGGGCUGGCUUGCUGGGUUUGUUUACAUAUUUCCUAGAAGCGCAAGAGAUUUGCUGGCAGGAUUAUAACAAGGAAGUUGUUUUGAAUUUUACAAUCCCGUCGGUGGAUUGCACAAUGCAAAAGUUCAACGCUCCAUCGCAUGUUAAAAAUAAACUCACAUUUCUUUCGGGGGACUGGGAGAAUGUUAGCAGCUUUCUUUCUGACAACAAUUUUCCAAAGUUUGACAUAAUCUUAUCGUCUGAAACUAUAUACAAUAAAGAAUACUACCCGAAACUUUUGCGCAUACUUCAGGAUCAGUUACAGCAUGAUGGUAUGGCGUUGUUUGCUGCGAAGACAUAUUAUUUUGGCGUCGGAGGAGGGACGAAUGAUUUUACUGCUUAUAUUGAAAAACAUGGAAAUUAUAAAGUAGACUUGCUGCAAGCGUCCAGUGAAGGUGUAAAAAGAGAAAUAUUGAAAGUUUGUAAACGGGUAUAGAUCCUUAAUGAUAGUUGAGACAGUUUUAUUAAAGUGGAUGGAUUUGUAUUCUUAGGUCUGUAAUUGGGUCAACAGCAACUAUGAGGUUGAGCUAAUUGUUCAUUUAAA
Messenger RNA from Hydractinia symbiolongicarpus, 1098 nucleotides. Its product is annotated as histidine protein methyltransferase 1 homolog. The transcript has a single exon. The record is from RefSeq and is a predicted model, not a curated record. Lineage: Eukaryota; Metazoa; Cnidaria; Hydrozoa; Anthoathecata; Hydractiniidae. The coding region runs from base 154 to 990 and encodes 278 amino acids.